GUCAUGGAGGUGCAGUCUGCAACGAAUUUUAGCAUGCUUACAGAGCGUUUGCACAUUCUUUUUAAACGCUACAUAAUUAAUGGAAGAGUACGCGCACCCCCAGAAUUUGAAUUGAAAGAUAUGAUUCCUACUUUUCAACAAGGAGCAAAAACAAAUAGAAGAGCUUUGCAAAGCAAAUUCAAGAGUUGGGCGAAGAGAAUGACAGUUAUAAGCGGGAACUUAGUUCUAUCUAGUUCGGGAAAGGUUAUUAUUCCUCAAGAAAGAUGUGAAGAAAUAAUUAUGGAAUUUCAUCGUGACAAUCACAUGGGUAUCAACAAAAUUAUUACCCAAAUUCAAAAAAAAUAUACAUGGACGAAGAAAAAUUUUGGUAUGGACUUAGAAAUUGUGAUGAAUGCCAUCUCCAAUAAUUGCAAAAAUACUGCAUGCCAGAAAGAGAUAGGAAAAGCCAUUAAAACAUAUUGCAGAAAACUGUUUCAAGGUUUUCCUGUAUCAACGGUUCCUCAAUCGUUCUAUCAAGAUUCGAACUUUGAGUUUGCUGAUUUUUAUAACAGCUCAAUGGAAAUUCCAUCGGGAGACAGAAUUUCGCCAAAAGAAUAUCCUAUUCUGCAAAGCUAUCUUAGUAACAGAUAUAAUGCCUUGGAAGUUUUGCCAGAAAAAUUUGAAAAUAAGAUGAAUUAUUUAACAAAGAGUGAUAAAAAUGAAAGUUAUAAAAAUAUUGCUUUGUCAAAAAAUAAAUAUCUUACAGAGCUAUCUUUAAAAAGUAUUAAAAACGAUGAAAGUACAGAGCCUAAGAUCGAUAUAUAUGGGGAAUGUGAUGUUCCACAACCUCUAGUUUUUAUAGAAAAUCAAAGAAAUGAAUUCGGAGCGCUUCGGUCCAUACCAACGAAUAAGAAAAAGCAAUGUUUUCUGCAGCCAUUGGAUAUUAAGAAUGCAAAUGAAUCUGAAAAAGAUAAUAUUUCAGGUCCACUUUCGAUGCCAUCGACUACAUUGCAUAGAAAAUACCCUAAUUUUAUAAUGGAGAACGACGAUUCAAAUAGAAACAGUUAUUCAUUAAUGAAAUCGUGUAAGAAACCGAAGAAUUUACACGAAUUUAAGAAACAAUUAAAAGAUGCUCAGAUUUAUCCAGGAAUAUAUCCUGAUAUAUUUACUGACCCAAAAUCUCAAUUUUUAAGCACCUUAGGCCUUGUCCCUAAGCGAAUUUGUAGCAAAAAAAUCUUGACCAAAUUUACCAAAGAACAACGUAAAAAACGUCUAAUGGAAAAAAGACGCAGCUGGUUUAUGGUUGACCGCAAAGUUUUGCGUGAUCGGAAUAAGCUUAACAAAAGAAAUUCUCAUCGAUUAAAAAUGAGGCAUGAAGCAUAUGGAAACUUUUCUAAGCCCCAUUCAUCCUUAUUUUACCAUUCGUCCGCACAAAGCUCACAAAAAAUAAGAAAUGAUACUUUCAAAAAGUUAAAAAAUAUUACGAAACGACCUCUGAGAGGUCAUAAUGGAAAACUCAGAAUGAUUAAACAGCAAUUUAUACUUCCAAAAAAGCCUUCUGUGCUAGGGAAAAAAAAUCCAGAAAUUAUUGACAUUGCUUCAUCUGAUGACGAAUGUGCAGACUCUCAAAAUUUCAAAGAUGUAAAGACUGAAUUACCAGAACCUGAAAUUCAGAUAACCAGCUCUAAUGAGCAGAGCUGCUCAUUCCAAUAUGCAGAUCCAAUGCUAUUUGGAUGCAAUGCAGAAAAUGAGGACACUUUGAGAAGUCAAAUGUUCUACGGGCAAAACUUUGGAUAUAAUGGAAUAUUUGGAGCACCAAAUUUAUUUCUCAACCAAAACAAUGUUGUAAAUUUUCCAGUAACUAGCAACAAUUUACCGUAUCAACAUAAUGAGCCAUUUUAUAUCAAUUCUCAAACCCAGUUUCCCAUCAUGAGACCAUUUUUAAUCCCGGCUUUAUCCAACAGCGAUAUUGCUGUUCUGCAAGCCGGAAAUUUUCCAAUGAUUAGACCACUGAGGCCAAUUAAUUCCCCAAACGUAAGUCCCUAUUUCAAGAACAUGCAACCUUUACCGAAAAGUGCUUACUCUUUCAAUGGACAACCUGCAAACUCUGGAAAUGAUGAGCAAUGUUUAUUUGUACCAGGUGAAAAUGUUGUUGCUGGAAAUAAAGAAAGUAGCAUUAAUGUUAAUCCUAUGCCACCUCAAAACAAUCAGCUGCCACAAAAUUUCAAGGUUUUCUUGGUGAAUAAAACUCCCAAGAAAACUUAUUUGUUGGUGCCACCUAGCUAUAAAGCUUAUCUAAACUCGGCAAAGAAAACCAUUCCAGUUUCAGAUGGGAAACAACCAAUUGCACCACGUAUAAGUAGUUCAGAUAAAGUGUCACUAAAAUAUAAAACAGUAUCACAAGAGUUGCAUCAAAGACGAUUAAAUAAUGCAAUUUUUGGAAAAGCCAACUACAGCAGUAAACAAAAAGGUCCAAAGAAAGAUAUUCAAAGUGAAAUGACAAGACUUUCAAAUUGGAUAAGCCAAAUGAAAACAAACGUCACACCAACAAAUUUUCACAGAGGAGUUGAAAAGUUUUCGCACAGAUUAACAAAUCAGUUGAAUGUAGGCAUAACUUUGGUGAAAGGAGUUAGAAAUGCCCUGAUUGAAAUAGAAAAGAACGAAGAUAAUAUUGUAGAAGAUGCAGUCUAGUUCAGAUUUGAAGGUAUCGAUAGUUAAAUAUUCCACUUGAAUGUUUUGAAGUAGAUGGAGAAAGAUCUGGAGAGGAACAACAGAUAAUAUCCAAGAAAAGAAAUAAAAAAAAAAAAAACAUGAAUAAUUUCUUAAAGAAAACAAGGAAGCUUAUUUUUGUAUUUACAGA
This is a messenger RNA of Argiope bruennichi, 2839 nucleotides long. RefSeq lists its product as uncharacterized. The record is from RefSeq and is a predicted model, not a curated record. The transcript is spliced from 6 exons. NCBI's taxonomy places the organism in Eukaryota, Metazoa, Arthropoda, Arachnida, Araneae, Araneidae. The coding region runs from base 4 to 2670 and encodes 888 amino acids.